AUUAUCUGGCAGCCGGAGUGGCAGCGGACAGAAGAGAGGGGAUCCCCGGGAUUUUUACACCGAAGCCAGCGAGACACUGACAUCAAACAUCUGAACAUCGCGGGGGGAACUCGGUCAAGCUCCUCCUAGACUCCGGUGAGAGCAGCCAUGUCAGAGGAGGCAGUGCGUCAAACGCGCAGCCAGAAACGGGCUCUGGAGAGGGACCAUGCACCUCUCACUGAGCCCCUGGAGGACUUGGACAGUAAACGGGUUAAGCUGGAGAAGAGUGAUGCAACUGGAGCUCCCCUGGCCUUGGUGGGAUCUGGAGCUGAGGGUGUGAAGCUGAAGAGUGAGCAGGCUGCAAAGGUAGCAGCCAGCAUCCUAAAAUCUGGGGAAGUAAAGGCCACGAUCAAGGUGGAGGUGCAGACGGGAGACGAGCCGGUUGACAUGAGCACAUCAAAAAGUGACAUUAAGAAUGAGCGGCAGCCACCAUCGCCAGAUGAUGUGAUUGUGCUGUCAGAUAACGAGCCAUCCAGCCCUCUGAUGAAUGGUCACUGCUUCACAAAGACUGACACAGAUAAACUUAUGAAGAGUUCUCCUGAGGAGAGGGAGCGCAUCAUCAAACAGCUGAAAGAGGAACUGAGACUCCAAGAAGCCAAGCUGGUGCUGCUGAAGAAACUACGACAGAGCCAGAUUCAGAAGGAGAGCACGGUGCAGAAGGCAACCGGCUCUGUAGCAACUCCUCCUCCUCUGGUGAGAGGUAGCAUCUCAUCAAGCAAAGGACCCCUCCAGGUGACAGGUCGAAGCUCAGGCACGGUGAUCCCUCCUCCUUUGGUGCGGGGUGGGCAGCACGUCCCGUCCAAACACAACUCUCAGAUUGUUAUGCCACCCCUGGUCAGAGGGGCCCAGCCUAUUGCAGUGACUCCCCAGCAGAUAGCCAGUCUACGCCAUCAACAGCAACAGCACAGCGGUUCAGGCCCCCCUCCGCUCCUGCUGGCUCCCAGGGCUUCUGUGCCCAAUGUCCAGGUCCAGGGCCAGAGGAUCAUUCAGCAGGGACUCAUUCGGGUGGCUAAUGUGGCCAACAGUAAUGUCAUGGUCAACAUCCCUCAGGCCUCUCCAACCAGCCUAAAAGGCUCUUCAGCGUCGCCCAACUCUAGCAUCAAUGAUUCCCCAGCCAGCAGGCAGGCGGCCGCUAAGCUCGCACUGCGUAAGCAGUUGGAGAAGACACUGCUGGAGAUCCCUCCACCUAAACCUCCUGCCCCCGAGUUCAACUUCCUGCCCUCAGCAGCCAAUAAUGAGUUCAUCUACUUAUUGGGUCUGGAGGAGGUGGUGCAGAAACUUCUGGAGAUGCACGGCAGGGGUAAUCUGGGCCCAGCUGCUGCCCUUGCCAGCUCCAUUCCCAAAGAGCCAUACACCUGCGCCCAGUGUAAGACGGACUUUACUUCCCGCUGGAGGAAGGAGAAAGCUGGGACCAUCCUCUGUGACCAAUGCAUGUCGUCCAAUCAGAAGAAGGCCCUGAAGGCUGAGCACACCAACCGGCUGAAGGCGGCUUUUGUUAAGGCACUCCAACAGGAGCAGGAGAUUGAGCAGCGUAUCCUCCAGCAGGCAGCCUCCUCUUCAUCUUCCUCGAAAACCACCUCCUCUCCCUCACUGUCCAAGAGUGAGGCGCUGGUGUCCCAGCAGUACAAGCAUGUCAGGGCUGCUAUGCAGCACAGACCUAUGGCUGCGCACCACUCCUCCAUUAAACAGGGUCAUCUGUCACACAACAUCCAGUCAGUGGGCUCUCGUGGUAUGGCUCAUUCAUUCACCUCCUCUUCUCAGCUGCAGAGUGCGAUGGCGGCAGCGGCGCUGGGCAGCAGGGCAGGUAAGCAUGCUGCAGCACGCCCGCUGCAGCAGGGGGCAAAGGUCAGCGCCAGCAGCAGUAACCAGGGCAACGUGGCUGCCUGGAAGAAGCAGAGCGGUGGCAAUACAGGUGUGACUAUGGCCUACGUGAACCCCAGCUUGUCCGCUCAUAAGACCACCUCCGCUGUCGAGCGUCAGCGAGAGUACCUGCUGGACAUGAUUCCCUCCCGUUCUAUCUCCCAAGCAGCCAACACAUGGAAAUAAUGCAAUCUUGCUCCCUACUGACAUCAUAACUAUUACCCCUCUAAAUAUCAAUAACAGCCAUUCUCAUGAUCAUUCUAAUCCUUUGUAUGGACUCUGCCUCUGGCCGAAAUGGUGCAGAGGGAGAAUCAACCUAGUCUUUUGUUGGAUAGAGGUGUUCCUUCAGCUCUUCCUCAGAUAUUUCUGCUACCAUCUUCCUUACCCUUCAUCCCAAAGUGGAGUCGUGCUGCGACAGCUCGGGCUUCUGAGAUAAUUUGGGUACCUUUUUUGAGGGUUGGGGUUUACAGGGGCGUGUACAAUUUUACAAACUUCUCCAGCGAUGUCACCUCUCCCUCCAUGUAUAUUGGUUGAACCUCUGUGUCGCACCAAGAGGAAUAAUCUCCGAGCUCCCCUGCCUCUGGAUUAGGCUGGGAAAAAAAUAAUAAUCACUAUUACACACCAUUAAAAUCUUCGCCUUACGUCCUACCCCUCUCUAAGUCUGAGCCACUCAGACUCAGGCCCAUGUGGCGGCCGAACCAAACUUAACUCGCCACAGGGGGAUUGUGGUCGAGCUUCGAGGACCAUCCACAAAAAAUAACUGCUUCAGCUUUGCAAAAAUGAAUAAAAUGAAAAAAAGGACAGUAAAAAUGAUCUCUAUCUGCACACAGACUCUCUCUUCUCUCAAACACACGGCGCGUGUAGUAGAGAAGCUGAUGUGUGUUGGAUUAUUUUGUAUGGCUGAAUGUUAGGAUUUUGUCUUUUUCUUCUGUAAGUCAUAUACUGUGUUUGGAAUAUUGUGCUCCCUGAUACUUUGGAAGUGGCCUCUUGUUGAGGUCUGAAUUUACAGGCUAAUGUUACUGUUGAGGUGGUUUUACAUCUGCUGGGUUCCAUGUUGUGGCCUACUUUUAAAUACUUUGUUUUUCUAAGACGAAGAGGAAGAAUAAAGAUUAAGGUUUCACUAACUCAUGUAAAGACACUGAGCAUAUGUUUGGAGGACUAUUCGUAUUGAAUAUUGUAAAAAAAGAAAAGAAAAAGAAAAACCUUCCAAAGAACUAGUGGAGCCCAAAUGGAAUCCCUUCUGCUAGAAGGUGUCUAGUUUAUUUGAACCCUCUCUGGAUAUAAACAUGAAUUCAUGCUAGACUGAGGGGGUGUAAGGAAUGUCAAAUUUUUGACAUUGUUUUUGCUUUUAGUCAUAGGUUGUGGUGCAUUAUUUUUUUCUUCUAUAGACAAACUGUCUCUGGGUUUAUUUAUAGGGUCAUGUUAGUAAAGAUAUAUGCUUAUGCCCUGAGUUUGUAUGGAUCUCCACUUAAAAAUGAUUUGUUUUCUCUCGUGUGUCCAGUGGCUCCCACUCACCUCGCGAUUGGUCUUAGAGAAGCUGGACAGCUUUCAGAAUGUAGUUAUGCAAAAACCCCUAUAGCAACAAAUGACAUGAACUUCUUAGUCUUUAACAUUAAGGUGUGUAUGAUUUAUGUCAGGUCCUUGAAUUGAGCGAACUAUGCCUUUCACAUGAGCUAUAGUGCAUUUUUAUCAGGUUGCAGCAGCACAGGAUAAGCUAGUGAAGUACAAUAUGUCCUGCGUUCAACCCAUGGAGUUAUUUUAUUAACCAUAUGCUGUCUUUAAUUUCAGUCACUGGGAUGGUCCAGUUUCUUUGACCCUGCAACCAAGGCUGGGUAUUGGUACUUGAUACCUUUUAAGCUAUUGACAAAAAUAAUCCAGUACCAAGAAGUAUCAAAAUGUCCCCAGUAGGAUUAUGCUUGCAUGUGAUCUUUUUUGUGCUGGGGAUCUAAUUCCGGACCAUCCAGACUCCCAGCAAGAUCAACAAACUUUUUGUUGCUGUCAACUUUGGAACCGCUCUCUUUUGCAAAAGUCAAUUCAACAUCUAACCCGUUAGCAUGAGCUAACAUAGACAGAAGCGACUAACAUCAAACACCGAGCCGUGUGGUGGUCCCAACAAACUUUCUGAUGCUGCAGUCUCUGGAGCCGCUUUCCUCAGCCUCAACAGUUCAACUUUUGCCCUCUUAGUUUGAGCUAACGCAGCAGUGGCUAACAUCCAACAUCAAGCCAUUAAAGCUGUCCCAAGGAACUUUUUGUUGCUGUUGUAUUUGGUGUCGCUCUUCUUGAAGGUACAGCUCAACUUCUGCCCUUUUAGCCCAAUCUCAGGCAGCAGCGGCUAACAUCGAGCCGUUAUGUGGUCCCAACAGCAGUGUUGCUGCCGUCUUUGGACUCGCUUUCGUAGCAUCCGUACAGUUCAACUUCUGUUCUGUUAGCCCAAUCUAAGGCAGCAGCGGCUAACAUCCAACAUUAAGCCAUUUAACAGUCCCAAGAAAGUUUCUGUUGCUGCUGUCUCAGAAGCCACAGUCCCUGGUGAACGGGGCAAGCAUCUUCUGUCUUAGCGCAAGCUAACAUCGCAGCAGCUAACAUCCAAUACUGAGCUGCCAAGUGAUCCCGAGAAACUUUGGGUUGCUUACUUCUCAGGAGCCACUCUCCUCUCCUUGUCUGCCCAGUUAGCAUGAGCUAAUGCAGAUGCAGCUAUCAUCCAACACUGAGCCAUAAAGCAGUCUCAAAAAACUUUCUGUUGCUGCCAUCGCCGGAGCCACUCUCCUCGGCAAACAUAGACUUUAACUUCUGCCCUGUUAGCCUGAGCUAACGCAGCAUUGGCUAACAUCCAACAGCAAGCCUUUUAACGCUCCCAACAAUCUCAUGGCGACACCAAAAAUGGCAUGACUCUGUUGUUGAAGCG
Molecule: messenger RNA, 4801 nt
Organism: Plectropomus leopardus (leopard coralgrouper)
Lineage: Eukaryota; Metazoa; Chordata; Actinopteri; Perciformes; Serranidae
Gene: gatad2ab
Product: GATA zinc finger domain containing 2Ab
Biological process (GO): negative regulation of transcription by RNA polymerase II
Cellular component (GO): NuRD complex
Molecular function (GO): zinc ion binding; sequence-specific DNA binding
Source: RefSeq, a predicted model, not a curated record